Messenger RNA from Cherax quadricarinatus, 1408 nucleotides. RefSeq names its product actin-3. The record is from RefSeq and is a predicted model, not a curated record. NCBI's taxonomy places the organism in Eukaryota, Metazoa, Arthropoda, Malacostraca, Decapoda, Parastacidae.
GCAGAUAAGAGGAGUGACCAAAUAUGGUAAUAAAUCUCGACACGAGAGAGUGUCAGAGAUAACAUAUAAAAGGACCGACGCGAGAUCGACUGGCAGUCACCAGCGAGACAUCAUCAAAGUAUUGUCACCAGUUCUCCCUCACUUGGAUUCAUUACAACUCUUACUAAAAUGUGUGAUGACGAGGUUGCAGCUCUGGUUGUGGACAAUGGGUCCGGUAUGUGCAAAGCCGGUUUUGCAGGGGACGACGCCCCCCGCGCCGUCUUCCCCUCCAUUGUUGGCCGACCACGCCACCAGGGUGUGAUGGUUGGCAUGGGUCAAAAGGACUCCUACGUCGGUGAUGAGGCACAAAGCAAGCGAGGUAUCCUUACACUCAAAUAUCCCAUUGAGCACGGUAUUGUUACUAACUGGGAUGACAUGGAAAAGAUUUGGCAUCACACAUUCUACAACGAGCUGCGUGUGGCUCCUGAAGAACACCCAGUUCUGCUGACAGAAGCUCCUCUCAACCCAAAGGUCAAUCGCGAAAAGAUGACUCAAAUAAUGUUCGAAACCUUUAACGCUCCUGCAAUGUAUGUAUCAAUCCAGGCUGUGCUCUCCCUAUACGCCUCUGGUCGUACCACUGGCAUUGUUUUAGACUCUGGUGAUGGUGUAUCACACACUGUUCCCAUCUACGAAGGAUAUGCCCUUCCUCAUGCUAUCUUGCGAAUGGACUUGGCCGGUCGAGACCUGACGGAUUACUUGAUGACCAUCCUUACUGAGCGAGGCUACACUUUCACAACCACAGCAGAGCGAGAAAUUGUGCGUGACAUCAAAGAAAAACUUUGCUACGUAGCUCUCGAUUUCGAGGAAGAAAUGGCUACGGCAACUCAGUCUUCAUCCCUCGAGAAGUCCUACGAACUUCCCGACGGUCAGGUUAUUACCAUUGGUAAUGAGAGGUUCCGCUGCCCUGAGGCUCUCUUCCAACCUUCCUUCCUUGGCAUGGAAAAUGCUGGUAUCCACGAGACUACAUACAAUUCGAUUAUGAAGUGCGAUGUCGAUAUCCGUAAGGACUUGUACGCCAACGCCGUAUUGUCUGGUGGCACCACCAUGUAUCCUGGCAUUGCUGACAGAAUGCAGAAAGAAAUUACUGCCCUGGCACCAUCCACUAUGAAGAUCAAGAUCAUUGCUCCACCAGAACGUAAAUACUCUGUAUGGAUUGGCGGUUCCAUUCUUGCUUCCCUCUCCACCUUCCAACAGAUGUGGAUCAGCAAACAAGAAUAUGACGAAUCUGGCCCAUCCAUUGUUCACAGGAAGUGCUUCUAAGUGCACUAUAAUGAACAACUGUAGCCUAGUAACAAUACAAAUAUUUAUAAUAUAAUUUUACUUGUAGGUUUAAGGACGAGCCCGAAUAAAUAGUAUUUUAUACUGCAAA